AGCAAGAUUCAUCAUGAUUAUUCUCUGAUCUAAAUUUUUUUUGCCAUUUGAUAGAAGCACAACACUCGACCAUCAACACCUACGGAAGCAGAGCACCAUAGCUUUUCUUUUCUUUUUGUGAAUAAAAAAAGUCCACGCUUUGCAAGGACAGAUUUCUUAAAUACAGAAGAACCCCGCGAUUCCUUGCUCUGGAAACAACAACCACUCCCUCACCCUCCUGCUGCCUUCCCUCAAAUUUUCCAUUACAGGCCGUUUUUCAUUUCCUCUCUCAUCUCUCUUUUUUCUCCCCUGCCUCUUGCAUGGACUAAUAAUAGAACUAGUAUUGUUACUAUAAUAUUUCUGCCUCUGAUUAGAAGAAGAAGUCAAACAUGAUGUCUCGCAGUUGCUCACAGUGCGGAAACAACGGCCACAACUCGCGUACAUGCGGGGAGAGUCCGUGUUGUGGAGAUCAGAACGUUACUCCUACUGGUAUCAUGCUGUUUGGUGUGAGAGUCGCUGAAGGAGCUGCUUCUUUUAGAAAGAGUGCCAGCAUGAUCAAUCUCUCCCAGUAUGAACAGCCUCAUGAGGAACCCAACGCCGAUGGCGCCGCCGGUUAUGAAUCCGACGACGUUGUUCACGCCUCUGGCAGAAGCCGCGAGCGCAAAAGAGGGGUUCCAUGGACUGAGGAAGAGCACAAGCUUUUCUUGUUGGGGUUGCAGAAAGUAGGGAAAGGGGAUUGGAGAGGAAUUUCAAGAAACUUUGUCAAGACUCGCACCCCUACGCAGGUGGCUAGUCAUGCUCAAAAGUACUUUCUCCGCAGAAAUAACCAGAAUCGCCGACGACGAAGAUCUAGUCUCUUUGAUAUAACCACUGAUACAUUCAUGAACAGUGGCGUUUCAUCUAUGGAAGAAGAUCAAGUCCAUCAAGAAACUCCAGCUCUAGCAUUGCCACAGCUACAGCCACAGCCACAGCCACGUUUGAACAAUAACAGGCCUCAAGGCCUUCCCAUGUCAACUUUUCCUGUGAUGAGUCCUGUAACAUCACCUCUCAGUGGUGACAACCCAAUGGAGAAGCUGACAUUAGGACUGACAAACGUGGAUAAAAUGUCAUCCAAGCUCAUUCGUCCAACACCAAUUAUUCCAAUCCCUCCAUCUUCAAAAUUGGCUGAUAUUAACUUGAACCAGAAAGGCCCUAAAGAUCAAUUAACAGCUCUAUCACUCAAGCUAUCUACUCCAUCGUCCGAGGAGCAGUCAACUCCUGCAUCGACACAUUCGUCAGUAUUUCAGGCCAUUUCGAGUAGUGAUAGCAUCAUCAGUGUUGCUUGAAGAAUAUGUAUAUACAUUUGCCUAAUCUAUAUGAUAUUAUAUUAAUGGGGGUACCUGUAAAGGUUGGAAAAUAUUGGAUUGAUUAGAAGAGAGAAGUUAAUUAGGGUUAUAUUGGACUGCUACUACUAGGUGAUUCUUGUUUGUACAUGUUAGAGAGAGAUUUGAAGAAAAAAGAUGGGUUGUCAUUUUCAAGUUGUGGGGAGAUUUGUGGACUCUUGUUUAUUUUGUAUGCUUCCUUUUGUGGUGAAAUGAUAGGGCACCCAGUACUCUAUGCCAGCUCUUGAGUUGUCUGUCUUGGAAAAAAUAUAUGUGAAGAUGAAUAUUCCAUGGCCA
This is a messenger RNA of Populus nigra (black poplar), 1637 nucleotides long. Its product is annotated as transcription factor MYB1R1-like. The record is from RefSeq and is a predicted model, not a curated record. The coding region runs from base 369 to 1304 and encodes 311 amino acids. Gene Ontology annotation, biological process: response to ethylene; response to gibberellin; response to auxin. The transcript has 3 exons. Lineage: Eukaryota; Viridiplantae; Streptophyta; Magnoliopsida; Malpighiales; Salicaceae. Gene Ontology annotation, molecular function: DNA binding; zinc ion binding.